AGACGCCGCGACUCGCGAAAUUGCAUAGCCUUAUUCCCUGACUUUAGAGGAUCAGAGCAAAUUUGUUUUUAAAAAAACAUUGCGCCCGUCACACUCCUUGAACUCUUCCUCUUUUGCCCACCGUCCUUCAUUCUGAGUAUCGCGCGUCAAUUUCUCGCCCUACGAUCUUUUUCAUCAUGGAUGUCGUGCUCGAGCUCACCGACACCUUCAUAGCCGACUAUCUCUACGCCUUGGCUCUGCCGGCGAAGUCGAUUCCCUAUGACUUCCUAGACCCUACCACCAACACCACUGUCCAGGACUUCUCAUCAUGGGAAUUCAAGACAGUAAACCCCUAUUUCCACUUCGAACCCACCAAAUAUGCCUACAUGAGCGAAUGGAAUAGGGACAACAUAUAUCGACAAUUCACGACGCUAUUUCUGGUCACCUGGAUCUUCGGUUUCGUCCUAUACUUUCUGUUCGCCACACUUUCAUACCUCUUUGUAUUCGACAAGAAAACGAUGCAGCACCCGAAGUACCUCAAGCACCAGAUGUGGCUCGAGAUCAAGCAGGCGAUGCAGUCGAUGCCUGGCAUGUCUGCCUUGACCGUUCCGUUCUGGCUUAUGGAUGUCCGCGGCUAUACCCGACUUUACAACACUCCUGCUGACGGGCCCGGGAUGUGGUACGAGAUCUUGCAGUACCCCUUUUUCAUCCUAUUUACCGACGCCUGCAUCUACCUGAUCCACCGUGGCCUUCACCAUCCAUUGAUCUACAAGCGCCUUCACAAGCCACACCACAAGUGGAUCAUGCCCACCCCCUAUGCCUCGCACGCCUUCCACCCCGUCGACGGCUGGGCGCAGUCUCUCCCGUACCACAUCUUCCCUCUCCUCUUCCCUCUCAACAAGUUCGCGUCGGUCGGUCUAUUCGUCUUCGUCAACUUCUGGACCAUCAUGAUCCACGACGGCGAAUACGUGGCUAACAGCCCCGUCAUCAACGGCGCCGCCUGCCACACCAUGCACCAUUUGUACUUCAACUACAACUAUGGUCAGUACACCACCUUCUGGGACCGCCUCGGCCAGAGCUACCGCAAGCCCGACGAGGGUCUGUUUCAGAAGGAGCAAAAGAUGAGCGAGGACCAAUGGAAGAAGCAGGUCAAGGAGAUGGAGAAGAUGGUUAAGGAGGUUGAGGGCGAGGACGACCGCACCUACGACCCUGCCGGCGUCAAGAAGAACAACUAAACUUCUCGCAUCGUUGCAUAUUCGACAGCACCCGUUUUCUUCUCUCCUAAGGUCUAUGUAUCCUAGGGUCAGCUGUAGCUCCGUGAGCGUGGCUGACGAAAAGAUGUCUCGUCCUGUGAUGGCAACGGAACGAGGCGUUGGGGUUGAGAUUGGGCGGGCU
This is a messenger RNA of Annulohypoxylon truncatum, 1374 nucleotides long. Its product is annotated as C-5 sterol desaturase. Bases 177 to 1214 code for a protein of 345 amino acids. The transcript has 2 exons. Lineage: Eukaryota; Fungi; Ascomycota; Sordariomycetes; Xylariales; Hypoxylaceae. The record is from RefSeq and is a predicted model, not a curated record. Gene Ontology annotation, biological process: lipid biosynthetic process. Gene Ontology annotation, molecular function: oxidoreductase activity; iron ion binding.